This is a messenger RNA of Macrosiphum euphorbiae (potato aphid), 471 nucleotides long. Lineage: Eukaryota; Metazoa; Arthropoda; Insecta; Hemiptera; Aphididae. The record is from the annotation of a GenBank genome assembly.
AUGAUAAAAAAUAAAUGCUUAGAAAAUGUUGUACCUCAAAAACAUCUUGAUUAUGACGAAUCGAUGGUGAAGUACUUUGGUAAACAUGGAUGUAAGCAAUUCAUUAGUGGUAAACCAAUACGAUUUGGUUACAAAAUGUGGUGUGUAAAUACAAAUGACGGUUAUCUUGUAAAUUUCGAAUUGUAUCAAGGCAAAUAUCCUCGUGAAAAUGAAAAAUAUAAUUCUAUAUUUGGAAAGGCAGUAUCACCCCUUAUUUUAAUGCUUGAAGACUUACCCAAUUCUAAAAAACAUUUACCAUACUCAUUGUAUAUGAAUAACUUAUUUACUGGGAUAAAUGUUUUUAAUUAUUUCAAAUAUCUGGGUUUCUCAGCGAUUAGUACUAUCCGGCAGAAUAGAAUACCAAAAAAUUGUCCUUUGACCGACAAAAAAAAUUUUCAAAAAAAGAACGUGGAAGUUUUGAAACUGCAAUAG